Messenger RNA from Ustilaginoidea virens, 3660 nucleotides. RefSeq lists its product as uncharacterized. Bases 1 to 3660 code for a protein of 1219 amino acids. The transcript has a single exon. Lineage: Eukaryota; Fungi; Ascomycota; Sordariomycetes; Hypocreales; Clavicipitaceae. The record is from RefSeq and is a predicted model, not a curated record.
AUGGAUCGCGACGUCGGCAACGAUGCGGCCGCCUCUCGAUCCAACGGUCGGCUGCCUUCGACCAAGCUCGUCGUGAGCCAUGACGGCCGAAAACCCCUGUUCCCCGACAACGCGACGACACGAGGACUGCGAAACGGCAACGCGAGCAACCAGAUCCGGUCGGCGACGGCCUCGGUAGGCACCGGCCACGGACCCAACGCACCGCCUCCUGGAGCGGGCGCACCGCGCGGCGGGCUGGCGCGGAGAGCAAAUUCCGAGCCCCAGGGCGCCGCUUCGGAAGCUGGACACGCGGGCGGGAAAAGUCCCCGCGCCGGCACCCCCGGAGGCAGUCGCAUCCCCAGACUCGAGCUGGCUGCGUCCCAAGGCCGGCGGCCCAUUUCGCUCGCCGAGGCCUUCAAGAUUGCACAGGAGGAGGAGGAGGAAGCGGAGAGGGCGCGGCAACUCGGGGGUUCGCCGAGCCCUGCACCCCGACCGUGGCGAGCGCGACCGUCGGGCCAGCCGGAAGACGACGAGGCCAAGGCGAGGCCAAUGCCGGCAGCAGAGCGUUUGCACAGCAAAGGCGCGACGCGACCAUCUGGCCAGGCUCGCCGAGGAGUCACUCACACUCUGCCGUCUCCUGACGCGAGGGCGCGGCCCGGCCAGGCAGCAGCAGCAGCAGCAGUAUCAAGCGGCAGCCUGAGCAGGAGAUGGGGAAACGCCCUCAGCCUCGAGGAGCGCGUAAACGAGUGGAGGCAACAUUCACCAGCAGCGGCAGCGGCAGCAGCAGCACCAACACCAGCAGCAACAGCAGCAGCUCAUCCACCGAGGGCUGUACCGUGCCCAGAUGCACUCGGGUAUUCAAGCGAGGACGGCCGACUGCCCGACUUGGUCCCUGGGAUCGAAGACAUGGCUUUCGGCUCUCCCAACCGACGGUUCGGAAUCGCGUCCCCGUCAAAGGAUUUCACGUGGCAAGUCGAGCAAGACUUUACGGCAGGGGAUCUUCAGGUGUCCGACAGCCCCCGGAUCAGAGCCGGGAACAACAGCAACAAGCCGUUCGCGAACCGGCCGUCGAUAUUCGCCAAGGGUGCCGGCAUCGACUCGCCGGCAAGGGUGAUCCCCCAGCCUGAGCCUGUGGCCAAGGCUUCCAGACCAGGCAGCAGUCGAGGAACCGGGCUCGGCAACGGGCUGCUUGGCCAUGACGGCGCGGCAGGACUGUCCGAUCAACCGACAGCACGCAAGUACGCCCGGCUGGACGAGCUUCGCCAAAGAGAGGCCGCGGUGGAGAAACAGAUGGCAAUCUCGGACCGAAACACGUCGAGAGCAAGAAACGCAAAGAUUGACCAGCUUCGCCAGUGGGAGGCAAAGGGGCUAUCGAAGCGAGCCCUGGCUGCGGCUCGCUUGGAAGAGAUCAAGGAACAGAACGCCAUGGCGAGGCCGCCGCCUCCAGACGGGCAAGCAGUGUGCGGCCGCCCUAGCAGCAGGCUUGCGGACCGAGGAGAGCACGUCCCGGACACGCCAGUCACCAUAUUCAAGAGCUAUCGCAGCCAGCAGGAAAACCUGGACCCCAUGCAGCCGAAGCUGCCGCCGCUCGACGCAAACGACGCAAACGCAGAGGCGAAGCCAGGGCAGCCCAGGUCCACCAAUGAGCGUGACUUGCUGCGGCGGCUGGCAAGAGCUGCCAGUGCCAGUGGCAGUCCAGCACCCCCGCCCGUGCCAGCUGUCGAGCGACAGAAGCGAAGCGACGACGAUGGACACAAAGCUGCCGCGAAGCCAUUGCCUGGCGGCCGACUCGCAGACAAUGACCGCAAGUCGGCACCGGGCUUCAGCUCCACUACCGCCAGGGACAAGGAUGGCCAGCCGCCAAGACCGACCGUCGGAUUUGCUGGCUUGCGACGCGCCAACUCAGCCGGGUCAGCCAAGAGCAAGCGAUCGAGCAUGCAUUCAGAGUCGGAUCCAACCGUUCGGAUAGAGGCCGAGAUGAAGCUGUUUGCGCCUCACGAGAAUCAUUCGGAGCGGGGAUCCGUGCGCGCUCCCUCGCCGCAGCCCGGUCCAGAGGGUGAGGAAGAAGGACAAGAAGGAGGAGGAGGAGAAGACGAAGAAGAAGAAGAAGAGGAAGAAGAGGGGCAGGCGAAUGGAGAAAACGACAAGGCCGAAGACGGUGACGCGAGCGACUUGGCCCAGGCGACGCCCAGACCACAAAAGCACGAUUUUCUCAGCCUGCCGACACCUCGAGUGACUGGUGCAUACGUCGAAACGCCCGUGACUACCAAAACGGGCGAGAUUAAGGGUGAAGAGGAGGAGGAGGGAGAAGAAGAAGGAGAAGGAGAACAAGAGCAAGAGGUCAAGCCGUUCAAGGAGAAGCUCAGAGAGCAAAGGGAGCGGGAGCAGGUUGAAAAGGCCGUACGCCCAAACGGGGCUGUUUCUCCAGAGCCGAUUCAAGACGUCAGCGCAGACCGCGACCGCCCAAGCAGCGGCAGACUGGCUGAUGCGGCAGCGGCGGCAGCGGCGGCAGCAUCGGCGACAACAGCGACAGCCUCGACUGCUGCCGCCAAAAGACCGCGAUCACGCUCGACGUCACGGAAAAGGCAGCCGCUGAAGAACUCGGCCAAGCUGCCCUCCGUCAAGGACGAUUUGCGCGAGCUCCAGCGGCAGCACAACAUUGACGACUCGACGGUGGACGACGACAUUGAGGAGAUUUUGUCCGGCCGAAAACACCCGUCCCCGAAGCUGACGCAGCUGCUGCAAGAGCUGCCGGCCAGGUCGGCGGGCGACGUCGACGACGCGCCCCUCAAAGCCCUGGACGACGAGGUCAAGCAAGAGCCAGCAGCCGCCGAAGACAAGGACGUUUCCGAAACGGAGUCGGUCCUCUUCAGCAAGAUGAGCAGAACCCUCCGCGCCGGCUUGUCCAACAUUCGCGUCGCCAAGAUUGGCAUUGAAAGACUGCAAGACCAAGUCGCCCAGACGGAGGCGAAGGCGCCGGGGCUGGAGGAAGACCGGCCGACCGAGGCGCCCAAGGCGGCCGCCCGAGGCGCAAAGCAGAAGCAGCACCAGCACCAGCACCAGCACCGGCACCGGCACCACGACAAGACGGCUCCCGACGCCGACGCCGACGCCGCCGCAUCGCCCCCGGCGUACCUCGUCCUCCCCGUCCCGCGACUGUACCGCACCGCGCCGCGGGCGGGCCUGACGCUGUGGGGGCUGCUGCUGGCCGUGCUGUCGGCCUGGUACGCGGCCGAGUGGGCCAUGUGCGCAAGGUACUGCCGGCCGACGACGUGCGGCUCCGCGCCGUGCGUGUACUCGUACGACGACCCGGCGUUCGGCUACGCGCUGCCGGUGAAGCUGGACCAGUGGACGACGGGCGGCGCGGGCCGCGGGCUGGCGCACCGGGCGGCGGAGCAGGUGCAGGACUGGGUGGCGGACCUCGACGACGCCCUGCGCGGCCGGUCGCUGCAGGACGUGGCGGUGGAGCGGCUGACGGCCGAGGAGCGGCUGCAGCACCGCCGGAGGCUGCGCAAGCGCGGGCUGCUCCGGCCGCCGGCCCGGGCGCCGGGGGGGGCGGACCAGCAGGCCAAGUGGGACGCGUGGCGGCGGUCGCGGCUGGCCAGGGAGCAGCGGGCGCGGGAGGCGCGGGCCACGUGGGCGCCGGACGAAGCCAUCGGGGGGGACGAGCGGGUGUGGUGA